AAACCGCAAGCACUGUUAUCGUCGUUAUCCGCAAGGUCGCCAAAUAGGCGCACCAAAACAAACUACUCUUGCACGGCUCUCUCGUUUUCACCAUCUCCGCUCAGCCAUUCCAACCUUCGUUUUCAGGUUCCUAAUCUCCGCGAUAUUUCCUCGUUCUAGAGAUUAGCUUGCUUCCUUCAACAUAUUCUUCGAUUUUACUCUGUUCCUUGAUCUCCCUCCCUCGUCCUCGGCCUGGCAAUUAGCGGCGGAAAUACCUAAAUCUCCAUUGCCUGAAAUUCGGUCGUAAUCGAGUCCAAUUUCACCGUUCGAAGCUUUGAAUUGUGAACUCUUUUAUACAGCUGCAGCCAAAGCAAGAUAUUCUUUGAUGUCUUCUUUCCGCUCUUUCCUCAACAGCCCUGUUGGCCCUAAAACAACUCAUUUUUGGGGGCCUGUUGCUAACUUUGGUUUCGUUGCUGCUGGGCUUGCAGAUGUGAAAAAACCCGCCGAUAUGAUUUCUGGCAGAAUGACGGCAGUUUUGUGCGUGUAUUCGUUGCUAUGCAUGAGAUUUGGGUACAUGGUUCGGCCUAGGAACUAUCUGAUUGUGGGAUGUCAUGGUGCCAAUGAGACUGUUCAGCUCUAUCUUCUCUCUCGUUGGGCGAUGGGCAAGCGAGAGACUCUAAAUCAUAGCAACGAGUAGCUUCUUCUUCGUUUCAAUGGCGGUGGUAUGAACAUGAUCGCCAUUGUUGCUGUUUCGAAUCACUGUUGCUCUGUGAUCUCGACGAAUAAUUAAUUAAAGACGAUGCAGCUAUCUUUCUCACUUUAAUCUUCAUUGUCUCCUUUUGCCUCAUCUCUUCCUGUUCGUAUCUGGUCUGUUUGGCUCCUGCACUUCAUAAAAUAUAACUGAUUUGAAAUUCUA
Molecule: messenger RNA, 895 nt
Organism: Cucurbita pepo subsp. pepo (vegetable marrow)
Lineage: Eukaryota; Viridiplantae; Streptophyta; Magnoliopsida; Cucurbitales; Cucurbitaceae
Product: mitochondrial pyruvate carrier 1
Biological process (GO): pyruvate import into mitochondria
Cellular component (GO): mitochondrial inner membrane
Source: RefSeq, a predicted model, not a curated record